GAGAGAUUGUCAAAGGUUUAAACUGGAUCUGCUGCAGCCUCAGCAAAAGGUGUCUGGGUUGAACUAUUUCCCUCUCUCUCGAUUCCCGGUUGUUUGAGCAGGUAGCGAGAGAGAGAGAGAGAGAGAGGAGGGAGCAUGUUGUGUUGGGGGGAGUUGGGGUCCGGGAGCGGACUGAAUCCCGACUCACAGUCAGAGGAGAUUCUCAAAGGAGAGAGGGUUCAGCAUGUUUGCAGCCGGGAAGGAGUCACUGUGUUUGUGUUGGAAAAUGGAGAAGUUUACACAAAAGCUCGCGGACUGAAGCAAAAAUCAAAACCAGGCAAAUUUACCUACUUCAAGGAUCAGAAAAUCCACUUUGCCGAUUGCGGAACAUCCCACAUCCUAUUCCUUUCUCACGCGGGAAGUCUUUUUCAGAGUAAGGUUAAGUCAUGGAAAACAGCAGCUGAAACAAAAACAUUCCCGAUUAUGAAACCACAGUUACUUAAGGAUUUGAGUGCCAGAAAAAUAAUUCAAGUGGCCUGUGGAAACAGUCACUCACUGGCAUUGACCAAAGAUGGCCAACUCUUUGCCUGGGGCCAGAACACUUACGGCCAGCUCGGUCUUGGUACAAAAGAUGCUUGCCAACGCAUUCCUGAGUUGAUGGUAUCUCUUCCUGGGAUGCCAGUGGCUCAGAUCGCUGCAGGAGGAGAACACAGCUUUGCCCUGUCUCUCUCUGGGGCGGUGUUUGGAUGGGGAAGAAAUAAUCAUGGACAGCUGGGACUCAAGGACACAGAGGAUAGGUAUGAACCCAAACAUGUGAAGCUAUUGGAGGGUAAGAGGAUCAUCUAUAUCUCUUGUGGAGAAGAGCACACUGCUGUCCUGACAAAGGAUGGACUUGUUUUCACCUUUGGAGCUGGGAGUUAUGGGCAGCUGGGACACAACUUUGUACAGGAUGAGACCAAACCUCAUCUUCUCAGUUACCUGUUUGGAAAGAAAGUUUCUCAAAUAGCAUGUGGAAGUUACCACACACUGGCCUUCGUUCCAUCAUCUGGCAGGAUCUAUUCUUUUGGUCGUGGGGAGAAAGGACAGUUGGGAAAUGGAGAAACCAGAGAUCAGUUACUGCCCCUUCCCGUCAACAUAAUGGGCACAUCUGGCAAACACACAACUGGAAAUAGCCAUACAACCAGGCCAGUUAUCAAAAGAAUUUUUGCAGGUGGAAACCAGAGCUUUGCAGUGUGCAGUCAUGAAGUGGAUUUGUUGUCCAAAAUGGACCACUUUUCACACAUAACUUUGAAGAGAAUCAUCACAGUGGACAAUUUCUUGGAAAAGCAAUUGUGCAAAGAAAGAAGAAAGGCAAUUUCGGAGGCAUUUUCUUCUUCUCAAACCCUAAGUGGAAGUUUCCUGGAAGUCAGGAAGGAUGGUCAUUUCAAAACAAAUGGAGAGAUGUCUGGUCUCAAUCUAUCUGCAGUGUCUCGGGGCAUUGAAUAUUUGGCAAAAAAUUGCUCAUUGUUACAGAAGGUGAAGAAUGCAGUCCAGCAUAACCUGAUCCCAUCGUUAUCUCGAUCUCCGACUUGUGUGGAAACAUUGCGAGUUUACAUUAUAAUACCAGAACUCAUUGCGGUUCUGACAGAGCCAAGGGACUCCGCAUUGCUGCUGCAACAUUUAAACAGAUCCAUUCUCUCACUUGAAGAAGAUUAUUUUAAAAUUCUUGAAUGCUGGUGGCGGACAAUGCCUGACGAUUUCUUCAUGCGCCUUGUGGCAGUUUAUCAAAAAGAAUCCAAUCGAUUUCAUCAACUCGCUCUGGCGAAGGCUUCAAAAGAUGACACCAGACUACAUGAUGCAUUAAAAAUUUUACAAGCACUUUCUAAGGUAAAUUUGAGCAGACAUACAAAGAUCCCAGACAGAAACUUUUGCAUUCCUGUAAUGGAAAAUUUGACAGACUCUGUGAUGGCCUUUUUGGAGAAGUGGUUUCUUGGCGAUUUCCAAGCUAUGACUGUUCAGUUAGUGAGCGGCUAUGCAUUUUCAGAAAUUAAGGUUCAGCAAUUCUUCUCAGCACUGCUCACAAUUGGUGGUCUGGAGAAGUCAAGAGGCCUGCUCUCAAGCCACACUAAGCCUAACCAAGAGAAGAUACAACACCAACUGUUUGCAUAUCCUUGCAUCUUCAAUAUGGAAACAAAGCUUCAAAUAUUGAAAAUGGAAUUCAACCUAUUGGUAAAUCUAAAGGAACCGAUUCAUCUGCAGGUUUCAAGGGAAGUAAUUCUGCAGAAUGCACUGGAAGGCUUAAAAUCAUCCAGAUCGACUCCUUACUGUGCUGUACUUGAGGUCAUGUUUGAAGGUGAAUCGUGUUAUGGCAAAGGAGUAACACAGGAAUUCUUCACCCUCCUUAGUCGGGAGCUGACUGGCAAUGGGCAGAUAUUUCAGCACUCUGAAGAUUCUGGGUUGCUUUGGUUUCCAAAUGAGGAACCUGAAAUGGAUGUUGCAAUUCAUCUGAUGGGAAUUCUCUGCGGACUUGCUGUAUCCAAUUGUUUAAUUUGCAAUUUCAACUUCCCAUUGGCUUUAUACAAAAAGUUGCUCCAUGUGCCACCAACUUUGGAGGAUCUUAAGGAACUCUCACCAACAGAGGGAAAUUCACUCCAAGAGGUCCUUGAUUAUGAGUAUGAUGAUAUUGAAGAAAUGCUGUGUCUGGAUUUUAGUGUAUCUGAGGAAACAGCUGAUGGAAACAGAGUCGUAAAGGAACUCAUUCCUCAUGGCAUCAAUACCCCUGUUCAAAAGCAUAAUCGAAAACAGUAUGUUGAUGCAUAUGUGGAUUAUAAGCUCAACACAUCCGUGAAGAGACAAUUUGAAGCCUUUUCACAAGGUUUCAGGAAGUCGGCACUGCCGGUGGUGGACAUAUUCCUACCUGAAGAACUGAGGAAUGUUAUCCAGGGGCAAAACCAUUUUGAGUGGGUGCUGCUGAAACAGAAUGCAAGAUACAAGGGAUAUUCACAAACUGACAAAGCAGUCAGGAAUUUUUGGGAAGUCUUCGAACAGUUACCAAAAGAGAAGAAAUUAAGAUUUCUUGUCUUUCUGUCAGGAAGUGAAAGAAUCCCAGUGGGCGGGUUUCAGAAUUUUAGCAUCAUGAUUCUGAACACCAAGAAUGAGGAGCCAGAUUCCUCAUACCCUCGCGCAUAUACCUGUGACUUGAUCCUGGACCUUCCCAACUAUAGCUGCAUCGAAAUAUUGGAAGAAAAGUUACUUCAUGCAAUGGAAUCCUGUGAAGAAUUCAGUGCACAAGAACUGUAGCUCGAGACUGUGUUUGUUUAAUCUGAGAAAUGUCAGUGUGAUUGACCAGGAAUACAUGACUGAUUGAUUUAUCUCUAAAAAAUUGCAUUCGAACAUUUGUUUCAUUGCAAAACAUAAAAUACCCAGUGACUGGAUGUGACGUGGCAAUAGCUUAAGCUUCUAUGAUAAAAUGACACUUGUUUUAUUUUUAUUAAUUCGCAGAACAUGACUAGUGGUAUUAAUGUCUGCAUUAAUUUCCUGAAGGAAGGUGAUAGUUAAGAGUCAGUCAUACCACUGUGAGUCCAGGCCUAUAUAUUGGCCCCACCCAGUAAGGACAGGAGCUAUAAAUGAACCUGUUGGGUUUUCAGAAUGACCCUCUAUUUGCACUUUUUCUCCCCCAGAUUUACCUUCUUGAAUUUAAAUUCUGAAGCUGUAAUGGUGGGAUUUUAACUUGCGUUCGUGGAUAUUCAUCCAGUCCUGCUGCAUUACUAGUCCAGUCACAUGAGCAUGAUGUAGCUGUAAUCUCUGUAUGAAAUGUAUUGCACUUCACUGUGGGGAUGUUUUACAAUAAUUAUUCAUUUCUGGCAUGUGGGUGCCACUGUAUUGCCCAUUCCUAAUUGCCAUUGGAAAGCUGGUGAUGAGCUCCUGUCCUUGGGGUUUAGGUACACCCACAGUGCUGUUGUGAAAGGGAGUUCUGGGAUUUUGGCCCAGUGACAGUGAAGAGACUGCAGUAUAGUGUGUGGCUUAGAGGGAAACUUUUUGCCAGUGCUGUUCCCAUGCAUCUGCUUCCUUUUUGGAUGAUAAAGGUUGUGGGUUUGGAAGAUGAUGUUUGAGGAAUCCUGGUGAGUUACUGCAGUAAGUCUUGUAGCAGAUUUGUGCCAAUCAUCUCACUGAUGGUGCCAAACUUCUUGAGCAGUGUUGUACUUGCAUCCAUGCAACCAUGUGGAGAGUAAUCCAACACACUUUCCUGAUUUCUGCCUUGUAGAUGGUGGCCAGGCUUAAGGGAGAUUGGAGGUUAUUUGUGUACCUAAUGGACUUACUCAGUGAAACCCAUACAAAGGUUAGAGGAAAUAUUACACUAAUUCGGGAGGUUAAGAUUGAGAAGAUUUUGUUACAGUUGUUGGUUUGAGCAAGUUUUUAAUCUUGGCUUCAUUUUGGGAAAAAAGACAUUUCAAUGACAUUUAUCUUAAUGACUGGAGCAAAUUUACAAUCUAUUCAUCAAAACUUAAUGACAAGCUUGCAGUUAUUUUGAAGUAUAAGUCAUGCCAUGUUACAUUGAAUGUGUAGCGCAGAAACAAGCCAUUGAGACCAACCAAUCCAUGCCAACAUUUAUGCUCUAUUCAUCUACUCUCAUCCUUCUUCAUCUGUCAGAACCAGCACAAUCUUGGAUACCUGGUGCCCUCAUAUGCUUAUCUUACUCCCACUUAACAUUAGCAUACUAUUUGUUUCGACUACUCAGUGUAGUAGAGUUUCAGAUUCUCACUCCUCUUCCAUUGAAGAAGUUUCUUCUGAAUUCUCUAUUUGAUUUCUCUGUCCUGUACUAAUUUCACCAACUUUUCUCUUUGCGCAUGUGUUCUUUCUGUGCUUAUUCUAUCAAAAUUUCUAUGACCCUACUCAAGAGGACAUUCCUCAGCCUUCUCAUCAUAACAACAAAAAAAAGGCCCGUCAUUCAUUGUUUACUAUUUGGUAUAAGCUCACACUUCUAGAAUGAAGAACUGUUUUGGUGCACUUUGCCUUGCAAU
Stegostoma tigrinum is the source of this 4979-nucleotide messenger RNA. RefSeq names its product probable E3 ubiquitin-protein ligase HERC3. NCBI's taxonomy places the organism in Eukaryota, Metazoa, Chordata, Chondrichthyes, Orectolobiformes, Stegostomatidae. Gene Ontology annotation, biological process: ubiquitin-dependent protein catabolic process; protein ubiquitination. The record is from RefSeq and is a predicted model, not a curated record. The coding region runs from base 136 to 3258 and encodes 1040 amino acids. Gene Ontology annotation, molecular function: ubiquitin protein ligase activity. The transcript has 26 exons.